This is a messenger RNA of Cheilinus undulatus (humphead wrasse), 1953 nucleotides long. Its product is annotated as zinc finger protein 850-like. The transcript has 4 exons. The record is from RefSeq and is a predicted model, not a curated record. NCBI's taxonomy places the organism in Eukaryota, Metazoa, Chordata, Actinopteri, Labriformes, Labridae. Gene Ontology annotation, biological process: regulation of transcription by RNA polymerase II. Bases 252 to 1652 code for a protein of 466 amino acids. Gene Ontology annotation, molecular function: DNA-binding transcription factor activity, RNA polymerase II-specific; RNA polymerase II cis-regulatory region sequence-specific DNA binding.
GGCCUCCACAGCUCUCUAAUCAGAGAACCGUAAGAGUGUAAAAUGAUACUUCGCACAUGCGCAGCAAGAGUUUUCUCUUGUCUUUCACCCCCAUCACUUCCUGGUCCCUCUCCGUUGUGUUUACAUCUAGCGUCAAUCUUCAUCUGAGCCACCGUAGCAGGCGCGUGUGUUGUUGUUUUUGUCACCUGUAUCGACCAAAGUAGUCUGGAUUAUUCUGGUUGAACCCACGCACUCGGUGGAUCUAAGAAAAGAUGUCUCCGGCCGCUGCCUUCCACGCGCAGCUCGCCUCCAUCAUGGAGGUGUUGGCUAACACGGCGGUGGCAGAGAUCUGCGAGCUGGUGGACAGCGGCUACUCCAUGCUACAGCUGGAGAUCUCACGGAGCCGCAAAGAGAACGAGGUGCUGCGGAGAAAACUACGGCUCGUGGAGCUCCGGAACGCCCGAGCAAAUGCCCUGAGAACCGCGGCUACCGCUAGCGGCACGGCGCUACAGCUCGCCAAUGGCCGCGCUCGAGCUCUGCUGCCUGCUCAUCACCCUGGCAACGAGCCGAGAAGGAACGGCGCAUCUGGAGGUGAGCUGGUGCUGUGCAGAGCGUCGAGUCAGGAAACGAUACAAUGUGGCGACACGGAUCCAUCCUCAGAGUCAGGACAAGUCCCCACACAGAGAACAAUGUCUGAAGGUGAGACGAACCCACUGACGCCCUCAGUGAUCAAAGUGGAGGAUGAUGAUGAGACCUGGGACAAGUCUGGACACGACAAUGGCCAUGGAGAUCUUUGUGUGGUUGUUGUUGGACAAAUGACAGAUACAAAUGCUCCACUCCAGCAGAACAAACAGGAAGUAACAGAGGAAGGUGGCGGCUCAGCUCAAGCAUGGUCGAGCGAGGAAGUCAGCUCCACCUCAGUGUCCAUCCAAAAUAUAACAAACACCGGCCAGAGCUCAGAAACCAGCGAUUAUGACUGUGUGAUACUUGAACCAGAGCUACAGCAUGGCUCAAUGACUACCCAGGAUUCUUUGCAAGAGGAUCCCAGCUGCUCAUACAUGAUGAACACUGGAGAGAGAGCCGUGUCUGAUUCAGGCAGCAGCUUUACUUUCACCGUCAGUGAGCUCAGUCCAUCUAUAGUAGAGCAAAGACAGCCUCCAGGUUUACACAAUAACCAUCAGAGGGUGCUACAGCCUCCAGUGAGGAGAGAUACGAGAGAGAGGUUCGGUGCUUUCGUGAGAAGAGACCGGUGGCGGUCUCAGGAUGGUGUGAACAGAGCGUCAGGUCACAGCAGGGACGACAGUGGAGGGGGGAGGUUUGUGUGUAACUGCUGUGGGAAAAAGCUAGCCUGCUUGAAGAACCUGAAAACCCACAUGAGGGUCCACACGGGCGAGAAGCCGUUCGUCUGCGCGCUCUGCGGAAAAUGCUUCUCCGACUCCAGCAACCUGAAACGUCACCAGAGCGUCCACACGGGAGAGAAACGCUACGGCUGCGUGCACUGCGGCAAACGCUUCGCCCAGUCGGGAUCGCUCAAGGUCCACAUGAGCGUCCACACAGACUGCAAACAGUUCAGGUGUUUGCAAUGCGGCAAGACCUUCAUCUCCAGCAGCCACCUGCGACGCCACUUAGCCUCACACGCCAGAGAGAAACAGUUAACGCAAACAUUGCAAUGAUAGAAGUGGGAUUAUGGGAGUAUGGUGCCAAAAUAGGAUAGAUCCUGCAGGUGCUACAGGUGUAAAUGAUAAAAAGACAGGCGAAACAACAUAUCAGCCUUUUAAAAUGUGUUUUAUUUUGGUUGAUUUAGAGACAGUUUUUUACGCAGGUGCUCUGCAUUAUAAAAGACUUUGUAAAAAGAUGGACCAAGAUAGAGUUUGAGAGUUUUGGAGUCAUUGCAUGUGUUGGUUGUUUUAUUAUUUGCACAUUUUAGUGAAAUUUCCACAAAAGAUGUUCAAUAAAGAAGGAUUACAGAGGGAA